Mauremys reevesii (Reeves's turtle) is the source of this 1064-nucleotide messenger RNA. RefSeq lists its product as uncharacterized. NCBI's taxonomy places the organism in Eukaryota, Metazoa, Chordata, Testudines, Geoemydidae. The coding region runs from base 141 to 854 and encodes 237 amino acids. The transcript has 2 exons. The record is from RefSeq and is a predicted model, not a curated record.
UCCUGGGAGUCGUAACCCAUGGCUCCUCUAGAACAAUAUAAGGGGAGCUUUCUGUUCAUUUGGGACACAAAGAAGUCUCAUAGUGGACUACCCCACUGUGUAAAUAUCUCACUUAGGACUGUGUUGCAAACCUCCCACUCAUGGUCUGGCAAGAAACUUCUGCUUCAUUUAUCAGCAAGAGGGUUGUGAACACUGGGAAGGUUAUACAACCAAGUGAGGGAAGAAACAAUUCUGACUCAUGCAAUGUGGCAGUAAGAAGGAACUGGAGAGGUGUUGACCAUCACUGCCUCUUAUAUCCUCAGUUGAGAGCACAAGGAGAGCUACUGUAUGUGUAUGGGCCAGCAGACACUGCUUUGAAGAAUUUCCAGACUUGGGUGCAUGAUGCUUGUGUGUUCCCCACCUGUGGAAUAAACAUAAGGACCAGCACUCGAAGAAGAAAUCUUUCCCAACCACUCUCUUCUGGUCUUCAAGCUCAUUCCCCCCCUCCCCACUCACCAAGCUCAUCAUCAGAAACAAGCUCCCCACAUACCAGGACACACAAACUCAAAGCAGCACAAGGCCCUGCCAGAACAACAGAUGCAAAACGUGCAGACAUAUCUAUACCACUACAAUUAUCAAUACUCCCCACAACACACCUUUCAAGAUCCUUGGGUCCUACCCAGGCCUAUCACAACAUGUGGUAUACCUCAUUCAGUGUAUCAAAUGCCCCAACAAUAACCAUGUGGAUGAAACUAGACUAUCGCUAUGUUCUCAAAAGAACUCACACAGAAAAAAUGAUAAAAGACAAAACCACCCUAUCACCCAUAGGCACUUUUCACAAAGUGAUCAUGGCAUAUCUGACCUCUCAGUCCUAGCCCUCAAAGGAAACAUUCACAACACCUUCUAAAGAUGAGCCUGGGAACUUAAAUUCAUAACUCUCCUAGAUCUUAAAAAUCAUGGUCUCAGCACGGUUUUAUGGUUCAUUACAACAAUCUGUAAGGCCCUGCCUGCUAAUCCUUAACUGCCCACUUAAUUUUAAGUGGUCUCCUACAGCAUGUGUGAAUCUGCUAUGCUUAACAGUGUCU